UCACACACCCACAUAGGCCUACACACAAGCUCUCUGUCUCUCUCUCAAUCUCACUCUCUCUGUGUCUCUCUGUGUGUCCCACAUGAAUUGAGUUGCCUCGCGAGUGUAGCGCCAGUGCAACUUAAGACAUUCACUUUCUGACAACAAAAGUUUGAUAUCUAGAAGUACUUUACUUUGGGCUUCGGUAUAAACAUGGGAAGAAUCGUUGUAAUCUCAUUCUAGCUCUAAGUUCGUUUUGGAUGCCAGGCAAACUCGACUGUGUAAACAAUCUACCUCUGAAGAUGACCAUUCGACUACAGGUGCUGGUAUUGAUGUGUUUCAAUCACCUAUCAAUUGCAAUCAAUUCUGAAAACGUGGCCUGUCAACCUCACUCUGCUACAGCUGACCUAAUAGAAUUCAACUGUAAUGUGAGCCUUGUGAAAGCUAUGGGAGACUUCAGCGUGACUGUCAUAUCUAAUAACGUCUCGGCAACGAAUCGAUCUGUCGUGGGGUCCGAUUGCGAACAUAGUCAAGGUACUGGGAGCGUUCAAAUCUACAUUUGUGUUUUUGUCGUAAACACUACACUACUUGGACCUGGCAAUCAUAAGAUUCACUUUGCCGCCUGGGCCAAUGGUUCUGAUCCCAAGACGACGCAAGUGACGAGUACUGAGCUGGACAUUCCGCUACCUGGAGAAGUCCAAGAGCCAGUUUGCCUUCCGACUGAGUUCGAUUAUUUAAUGAAAAUUGGCUACGUGACGUGUCUGUCCCCUAUUUCUUACGGACGUGUCUCUUGUUCAUUGAACGUCAGAACUAACGGAACGCUCGUUAGGACCGGAGUAUCAACAACAAUGCAUAGUACUACAAAGAUAUAUCCCCCUAGUGAGGGAAACCCGAACACAUUUUUUGAUCAAUGCAAGUUAAGCUACGAACUAGUUUCUCUUGGACCUGGGCUGCAGGAGUUUCAAGUCAACAUGACCAAUGUAAAUCCUGACAUGAAAUCCUCUUCUAAACCAAGUAACUGGACUACGCCGGUUCGUUUUCAUGCUCAAACUCUAAUCAAUUUUACAAUAAGCGGCCACGAAGAUAUCAUUCAAGUCGAACUGGGCGACAACGUCACAUUCGCCUGCUCAACAGACGGCUACCCACCGACGGACAGAUACAUAAGACAUGAACCAUUUUAUUCGGACUUCAUUUAUAAAAGAGACCUACUGGACAAACAAUUGAACUACACUAUAACCGACUGUCAGCAGGCUGGCAAGUACACCUGUAGAAGCUACGGGCGGAUAGCGGCAUGGGAUUUUAUAGACAAGGCAGUCUACGUGGAAAUACCGUGUCCACUAGGGUAUUUCUAUAAAGCUUCCAACGAAACAAACAGACAAUAUAUUGGCAACUACCAUGAUACAACUAAACUUUCGAUUCCUGUCCUCGGAUCUCCAGCGCCCAAGAAAAUGAGAUUAUCCAGACGAAAUUCCGGCAAGCAAACAGUCUCGGACGAUUUUUUCUCAAACGAAGUGUCCCUUGUCUACAAGAAAGAGAUCGGACCAUUGGGCAGCAUUUAUGUUGAAUUUUUAGAUCUCCAACUGAUUUCAAAAAGUACAUAUUGUAUUCUGAGUGUUGACAACGGCGUUGGGGAGCAGUCAUUGUUUGAAUUCAGCAUACAAUACAACGCUGGUGCAUCCUUGAUGUUGAAACAGAUAGAAAACUGUUACCUCGUAGUUGUUAUUUUGUCAGUCAUCCUAGUCAUAGAUUAGAGGUCCUAUUUAUAUGUUGAACUGCGUCGGACUAACUCCUAGUUUUUCUACUGUUGACUGCUAUAACAAGAAAUGUAAAACAAUGUUCCUGUAUGGUUUUAUUGUCAAUCUAUUAAGGAACUUUGUUUUGUAUUUAUAGAUACAUAGAUUAUCAAUAUCCAUGUCUAUUGGCUGCAAUUGUAAACGCCUUCAUAAGUUAUAUUCAUACAUAAUAAUAAGGUUAGAUCAGUGUUUCCCAAGCUUUUUCCUUAACGGAACACUUGGUACAUUCUGAGAAUUUAGCGGAACAAUUUGCUUAUUUUUUUAUGAGAGAUUAAUUCACAUUGUGGUCUACUAAUCAAUUAUUUCAAUAGUUCGUGUAACAUCUAUUCAGAAGAUUAAUUCACAUUGUGGUCUACUAAUCAAUUAUUUCAAUAGUUCGUGUAACAAACACAGUUUGUGAAACACUGCGUUAGACAUUAUUAUAGUCGCAUAGUUCCUACAAAGGGCAUUAAUUUAUUACCAAUACCAGAGUUUUUAUUACGAUGUUAUGUCUUAGCUUCUGCCUAAGAUACUGAAGAAGGAGAUACACAGUAAGUUGAACAUUGUAUUAGUUGUUUGGUCAAUAACGGGGGGGGGGUGUUCUAGAGGUAAAACGCCUGGUUUUCGAAUAAAGAUAGCACUGGUUUAAAUCUCGGAGAAGACUUGUCCUUUUUAAUGUGGGGGAUUUAAGGACGCCCCUGAGUCCUCCCAACUCUAACGGGUACAGUGAGUUAACUACCUGGCAAGCUCUUGACAUUCAAACCCAGCAUUUCUAGUUCAAAUCUCUUUUGAGGCAUGUAUAUUUAAUUUGGAGCAACACAUAGCAAACACUAUUGUUAAACGUUCUUGGUACUUUUGUAUGUCAUUGAAAUGAUGAACCAUUUUGUAAAGUCUAGUGAUCAUGUUUGACAUGUUCCUUCUUAUUUGAAAAUCAUUAUUACAUCCUAGCCCAAACCUCCCGCAGGAUUCAAACCCAGAACAAUAGAGACCAUCGAACAACAGUUCACGGCGAUUAUACACAGGAUCAGACAGCUACAUUAUCUUCAAUAUAUGAUCUCUUCGGAGCUAAAACAAAAAUUCUUAUUUGAAUUUCUAGUUGUGAUUGUUGUUUCUACUUAUAUCAUCAAUUUAUCUUAAUUUUCCAGCAGUACUACUGUCAUUAUUAUUUAUGUUUACCUGGCGGCACGGUGGCUGAAUGAUUAAGCGCUUGGCUUCCGAACCUUGGGUUCUGAACUCAAAUCUCGGUGAAGAUUGGGAUAUUCUAUUUUUUUUUUAGGGCGCCUCUGAGUCCACCUAACUGAAAUGGAUGCCUGGCUUUAGUUUGGGAAAGUAAUGGCGGUUAGUCGUUGUGCUGGCCACAUGACACCCUGCUCGUUAAUCGUUGGCCAAGGAAACAGAUGACCAUAACAUCAUCUGCACUAUAAAUCUCAAGGUCUGAAAAGUGGAUUUUUUUUUUACCUUGUACACAGUAAGAAUUAUACAUUUACACGUUUUAUUUGUCAUGUCAUUGUUACAGUAGUUUUACUGUUUUUAUUUUAUCUAACUCAAGUAACCAAAAGAGUGUCUUUGGAAUAGCCUGUGUAAAUUUAGCCUGUCAGUGGUGGUUCGAUGAUGACCACUUUAGACUUCCAGGUGGCUGAGAGCUUUGCACUGUGGUUUUGCGGCCUCCUGAUGUGGCUGAUGAGACCUUUGUGAACCCUUCACUCUGGGCAGAUUAUUCCAGCUGGAUCUUUGUCCAUUGCCUUUGAUUUUGAUUUCUUUUUCUCUGGCAAAUUUCUUCUGCCAGCGUUGAUGUAAAUAAUGUGACUGCUUCUAAAGAGUUCGAUAAUAAAUCAAUCCCUAUUCCAUAAGUCUUUAUGUGUCAAUUAUAGUUUACACCGAGAUUCUUGAGAGUUUUUCUCUCUUGAUUUUACUUUUGAUUUUGUUUGAUGUCAUGUCCUGUCAAUUUGUUUCAUUUACCAAAAAAAGAAAAACCACAAGCCUUUCAAAUAAUUUAUUUCAAUCAUAAAUGCUUAUAUAUUUUCAUAUAACUUUUAACAUUGAAUAGCUCUGUUGUUCUUAAGGAAGAAGAAUCAAGAUCCUAGAUUUGUCUCCGUGUCACCACAGAUUAGGGUCCAGAAAAUGGCUAAACUUAUUAGCUUUAUGAGACUGAAAGGUUGUGUUAUUGUAGUGAGUUAGAUUGUGUUAAGAAAUAGUAUUACUAAAGUCUACUACACUUAUUUGAUCUCAUCUUAACUUGAUUUUGUCUUUAUUAUAAAUAAAGUUAUAUUUAGCAUUGU
Messenger RNA from Biomphalaria glabrata, 4030 nucleotides. RefSeq lists its product as uncharacterized. The record is from RefSeq and is a predicted model, not a curated record. The transcript has 9 exons. Bases 240 to 1730 code for a protein of 496 amino acids. NCBI's taxonomy places the organism in Eukaryota, Metazoa, Mollusca, Gastropoda, Planorbidae.